UUCGUCAAUGUUUUGACAGGUGAGAUUUGAACUCAUGGUGGAUUUAGUUUCUGUGCACAGGUUCAUGGCUCGCUUAAAGUUUUGUGCCAACCUUUCCUGGCUCUUCACGGAGCUUCCGGACUUCAGCCAGCGGAUUCGCGCUGCCGCUGCAGCCGGAUUUCGGGCCGUGGAGGCGGCCUGGCUCUACGACUGUGAGCUGAAGGAGCUCCAGAAAGCCAGGGAGGAGGCGGGGGUGGAGGUGGUGCUCAUCAACAGUCCACCAGGAAAUACAAAAGCUGGUGAGCUGGGUCUGGCUGCAGUUCCUGGCAAAGAAGAAGACUUUAAACAGGGUUUGGCUGUAGCGGUGAAGUACGCUAAAGCCCUGGACUGCAGAAGGAUCCACCUGAUGGCAGGCAGGGUUCCUGCAGGUUCUCACAGAGCAGCCGUUGUCAAAGAGAUGGAAGCAGUCUUUGUCCAGAACCUGAGAUACGCCGCUGAUGUUCUGUCAGAGGAAGGGAUCACUGGACUGAUUGAACCCAUCAACACCAGGAUUACUGACCACAGGUACUUUCUGGACUCUCCUCAUCAGGCGGCUGAUAUUCUGGAGAAAGUUGGAAAGUCGAACAUCAGGCUGCAGAUGGACGUCUUCCACUGGCAGAUAAUGGAUGGAAACCUGACUCAGAACAUACAGAAGUAUCUGCCUUUGAUAGGUCAUGUUCAGAUCGCACAGGUUCCAGGCAGGAACGAACCAGACAGUGAUGGAGAAAUCAACUACAGCUACCUGUUCAACCUCCUGGAGGAGCUCAAGUACCAGGGGUACGUCGGCUGUGAGUACAAGCCAUUAGGUUCCACACAGGAAGGUCUGGGAUGGAUCACAGAUUACUGGGCACGCAGCAAGUGAUGAUGGAACGAGCUGACUGAGCCAGAAUCAGAAUAUUAAACAGCACAAAAACCCAUGUACAUGCACUCAGCUGUGUACGUUUACACACAGUCCCUAAAUUUGCCAAAUUGAAGGGCAUGUUAUUUUAAAAGCAUUAAAAUUUUACAUUCCUGGAAAAAAUGAAUCACAUGAAUAAACAUUUAGAGAAAAUGAAAACAGGGAUAAAAAAAAUGUAAAAGUUAGCCUCAAGGUAACUGCAAGUCAAAAUGAUUAUUUCAGCUAAAAUCAUGAACACUUAACACACUUAAAAUGAGUAUGUGGACAGUGACGUCCAUAUCAACCUUUUUAAAGUUGUUAAAAUGAUUCAUCACAGUUAUAUUUUUCCUUCCGUUUUAUUUGAUAUUCUCACAUACUGUAUAAAGUAUUCUGUACAUUCAUAAUACACGCUAUACAAUUAGAGCUGUGUACAGUGUAUUUAUAUCACAGUAUCUGUCAGUUUGACUUCAUAAUUUACACCGUUGGUUCCAGUGGAACAGGCAGACAUUAAAGAGUUAAAUGAAGGAAA
Cynoglossus semilaevis (tongue sole) is the source of this 1424-nucleotide messenger RNA. It is a transcript of the gene hyi, whose product is annotated as hydroxypyruvate isomerase. Gene Ontology annotation, molecular function: hydroxypyruvate isomerase activity. Gene Ontology annotation, biological process: glyoxylate metabolic process. The transcript is spliced from 9 exons. The coding region runs from base 35 to 880 and encodes 281 amino acids. Lineage: Eukaryota; Metazoa; Chordata; Actinopteri; Pleuronectiformes; Cynoglossidae. The record is from RefSeq and is a predicted model, not a curated record.